AUGGACCAAUUUGUCGCGGAAUUGCGGAAAAUUCCACCGAUAACUCGGUUUCUAUGUGGUUCCUCGCUGGCUGUGACUAUCCCAGUGCUUUUGAAUAUCGUGGCCCCGUACAAGAUUUUGUUCGUGCGAGAACUGGUAAUGAAGAAGUUUCAGGUCUGGAGAUUGUGGUCCAGUUUCUUUCUAGGGAGUGGGUAG
Molecule: messenger RNA, 195 nt
Organism: Laccaria bicolor S238N-H82
Lineage: Eukaryota; Fungi; Basidiomycota; Agaricomycetes; Agaricales; Hydnangiaceae
Exons: 2
Coding region: 1-195 (64 amino acids)
Biological process (GO): endoplasmic reticulum unfolded protein response
Cellular component (GO): Hrd1p ubiquitin ligase ERAD-L complex; endoplasmic reticulum membrane
Molecular function (GO): ubiquitin-specific protease binding; misfolded protein binding
Source: RefSeq, a predicted model, not a curated record